This is a messenger RNA of Vicia villosa (hairy vetch), 1379 nucleotides long. Its product is annotated as IQ domain-containing protein IQM2-like. NCBI's taxonomy places the organism in Eukaryota, Viridiplantae, Streptophyta, Magnoliopsida, Fabales, Fabaceae. Bases 184 to 1071 code for a protein of 295 amino acids. The transcript is spliced from 7 exons. The record is from RefSeq and is a predicted model, not a curated record.
CAUUGUCUUUCUCUGUCAACUCUCUCACACAACUUCACUUUCAUCCUUUCUCUUUAUAAAUCAAGUUAGAGAGUAACUUCAUCUGUAAAUUUAAGUUCUGACUAUCACACCUAUUGAGUUUAAUUACCUCUCAUCACUUUUCCAUUUCAUUUAUAUUCUACCAAAUCACAUAAACAUUCUUAUAUGGGGAUUUACUCUAUCAUUCCAAAAUCUACCAGCAUUGCUUUUGAUCAAGGUUUAGAGCCAAUAAUACUGAAAUCUGCAGAUUCUGCAAUUCCUAUUCGACAAAACUGGUGGAAGCUUUUAGAUUCUGCUGAACUAAAACGAAGCUCUAUAUCUUUCUUUGACGUUGAGAACCAUGAAACUGCCAUUUCGCGUUGGUCUAGAGCUAGAACAAGAGCUGCUAAGGUUGGUAAAGGUUUAUCAAAAGAUGUUAAAGCUAGAAAACUUGCUUUGCUGCAUUGGCUUGAAGCAAUUGAUCCACAACAUCGAUAUGGACAUAAUCUACACUUUUAUUAUGAUAAAUGGCUCAAGAGUCAGAGCAUGGAACCCUUCUUCUAUUGGCUAGAUAUUGGAGAAGGAAAGGAAACAAACCUUGAAAAGUGUCCAAGAGCUAAACUUCAACAACAGUGUGUUAAAUAUCUUGGUCCAAUGGAAAGGCUGUCUUAUGAAGUUGUUGUGGAAGAUGGAAAGUUAAUCUAUAAGCAAUCAGGAAAACUUCUUCAUACUGUAAAAGAAGGUUCACGUUCCAAGUGGAUUUUCGUCCUAAGCACAUCUAAGAAUUUAUACAUUGGUAAAAAGAAGAAAGGUUCGUUUCAGCAUUCUAGUUUUUUGGCUGGAGGAGCUACAUCUUGUGCUGGAAGACUUGUUGUUGAACACGGUGUCUUGAAGGCUGUUUGGCCUCACAGUGGUCAUUAUCGUCCAACAGAAGAGAAUUUUAAGGAAUUUACUUCAUUUCUUGAAGAGAAUAAUGUGGACCUUUCCAGUGUGAAGAUGGCUCCAGUUAAUGAUGGAAUACACACAUCUGAAGAGGACUUAACUGGGAACAUGAGUGGUUUAGAGGAUGAAUAGAGAAGGCCAAUUUGAUUGAAAUUGAAAAUGUGUCUGCACUGCACCUAUGACAAGAAAAUUCCAGAAUUUUGGAAAAGUUCAACUAAGUUUAUUCCUGUGACAAGUUCUUCUUUUAUUGGUUUAUGUAAAUAGAGAAGAUAUGGGAAUUUUUGUCAUUCUUUCCCAUUAAUUAAUUCAUGUAGGUAAUUUUCAUUUAUUUAUUUCCUUAUACUCAUACAUAUAUAUAUAUUGUACAAAAUGAAACUGGACCAGUUUUUGUAAGGUCCCUUGUAAUAUUUUGCAAAGGAAUAAAACCAUUGUCUCGCUAU